Messenger RNA from Apus apus (common swift), 378 nucleotides. RefSeq names its product feather keratin Cos2-2-like. The coding region runs from base 1 to 378 and encodes 125 amino acids. Gene Ontology annotation, cellular component: intermediate filament. Lineage: Eukaryota; Metazoa; Chordata; Aves; Apodiformes; Apodidae. The record is from RefSeq and is a predicted model, not a curated record. Gene Ontology annotation, molecular function: structural constituent of cytoskeleton. The transcript is spliced from 2 exons.
AUGGUGCAGGUCCUGGAUGAUCAGCGACAGACAGAGCAUGAGAUGUUUGAGGUGCAGCUCCAGCCCCAAUGCAUGUCCUGCUACAACCAGUGCCUGCCAUACCAGCCCUGCAGCCUGGCCCUGCUGGCCAACAGCUACAAUGAGCCCUGUGUCAGGCAGUGCCAGGACUGUUCCAUUGUCAUCCAGCCCUCCCUCGUGGUGGUGACCCUGCCCGGCCCCAUCCUCAGCUCCUUCCUGCAGAGCACCACCGUGGGCUCCUCAACCUCCACUGCCGUUGGCAGCAUCCUCAGCUCUCAGGGAGUGCCCAUCAACUCCGGGGGCUUUAGCCUCUCGGGCACUAGCAGCCGCUACUGCGGCAGCAGGUGCCUGCCCUGCUAA